CUUUAAGGUGUUUUUAAGUGUAAAAUUAUGAUUUGAUCGACAACUUAAUAAAUUUGUAGCUUCAAACCAGAAGAGGGGACGGAGGCAGAGGCAGGGGCAGGCAUAUUAAUGGGUCACAACUGCUUUGCUCUCACAGGUGAUUCAGGGAAGAAGGACGAGAUGUCAAAGGUGAAAAUCAUCAGCACAAGUCAUGUGAAGCCUGGAAAGAUGAUAGGAAGAAAAGAAUGUCAAUUGGUUACUUUUGAUCUCCCAUAUUUGGCAUUCCAUUAUAACCAGAAGCUGUUGUUUUACAAGUGUGGGGAGUUUGAGGAGAAGGUGGAAAAACUCAAGGAUGGGCUGAGAGUGGUUUUGGAGGAGUUUUAUCAGCUAGCAGGCAAGCUUGGUAAAGAUGAGGAUGGGGUUUUCAGGGUGGAAUACGACGACGAUAUGGACGGUGUCGAGGUGGUGGAAGCCACCGCCAUGGAGAUCGGCAUCGAGGAACUGGCGGCUGAAGACGGCACUGCCUCUUUCAAGGACUUGAUACCCUACAAUGGUGUUCUGAACUUGGAGGGCCUUAACAGACCUCUCUUGUGUGUGCAGGUAACCAAGUUGAAAGACGGAGUGGCAAUGGGGUGCGCAUUCAACCACGCCAUCCUUGAUGGAACUUCCACUUGGCAUUUCAUGAGCUCAUGGGCCCAAAUCUGUAGCGGGUCCAACUCCGUCUCAGUCUCGCCGUUUCUCGAGAGGACCAAAGUCCGAAACACCCGCGUGAAGCUGGAUCUCUCGCUCCCACCUAACCCUGUCAACGGUGACGCCAACCAAGGCCCCCAGCUGAGGGAGAAACUCUUCAGGUUUUCUGAAGCUGCCAUCGACAAGAUCAAGUCAAAAGUCAACUCUACCCCACCAUCCGACUCCUCUAAACCAUUCUCAACUUUCCAAUCUCUAGCUUAUCACGUUUGGCACCACGUAACCCUAGCACGUGAACUCAAACCUCAAGAUUACACAGUUUUCACUCUCUUCGCUGAUUGUCGUAAAAGGGUUGAUCCACCCAUGCCGGAAAGUUACUUCGGAAACCUAAUUCAUGCCAUCUUCACCGUCACGGCAGCCGGGUUAUUGUCGGCUAAUCCACCGCAAUUCGGUGCAUCGUUGGUACAAAAAGCUAUAGAAGCGCACAACGCGAAGGCCAUCGAAGAACGAAACAAGGAGUGGGAAGCAGCACCGAAGAUAUUCGAGUACAAGGAUGCUGGUGUGAACUGCGUGGCGGUGGGGAGCUCUCCCAGGUUCAAGGUAUACGAUGUGGAUUUCGGGUGGGGAAAACCGGAAGGGGUGAGGAGCGGAUCCAACAACAGGUUUGAUGGGAUGGUGUAUUUGUAUCAAGGGAAGAGUGGUGGACGGAGCAUUGACGUGGAGAUCGCCUUGGAAGCUGGAGCACUGGAGAAGCUGGAGAAAGAUAAGGAGUUUGUGUUGGAAGUUUAGAUCAAUAAUCAAGACCAUUGUUAUCAUUUGUCUUGUCUUUCGUGAUUUUGAUCACAACAAAUGUUAUGUUUGUUAACAUUUCUUACGCUAUCCCCAGUUUGUUUCUCGAAUCUACUAGCUUGUCUUUGGUUAUGCUGUGCUGUCAAUAACAACACGGAACUUACGUCUUA
Molecule: messenger RNA, 1625 nt
Organism: Gossypium raimondii (Peruvian cotton)
Lineage: Eukaryota; Viridiplantae; Streptophyta; Magnoliopsida; Malvales; Malvaceae
Product: BAHD acyltransferase DCR
Exons: 3
Coding region: 109-1455 (448 amino acids)
Source: RefSeq, a predicted model, not a curated record